GUGGUGUGUCACCAACUUCUGGAUAUGAUGUGGAGCAGAACAUAAGACUAUCAAAGCUCUCUUCACAUGCCUCUGCCAGCUCUUCUUCAAAAUUGUCUUCUGUAAACUCACAUAUUGGUGAGCUUACACCCCCAUUUGAUUCCAUUGUUAUCAGGAUUGAUAUUAUGAUAAAAAACAAUGCUUGGGGCUGAAUCAUCAGACAAACAAUAUCACUAAAGCAAGAGCAGUUUCUCACCUGUUUGAGCGAUAACAUCAGGAGUUUGAUGAAGUUCCGAGUCAUCAAACUCCAGAUUUGGUUCAUAAUCGUGGAAGUCUGAC
Molecule: messenger RNA, 318 nt
Organism: Acanthoscelides obtectus
Lineage: Eukaryota; Metazoa; Arthropoda; Insecta; Coleoptera; Chrysomelidae
Source: the annotation of a GenBank genome assembly